AUGCAGCUGGAAAAUGGGACCCCAGUGGCCCAGUUUCUUCUGGAAGGAUUGACUGACACAGAGGAGCUGAGGCCCUUGCUCUUUGCCAUCUUUCUGCUGGUCUACAUAGUGGCUAUCAUUGGGAACCUGGGUAUUGUCAGCCUUAUCAUAAUGGACUCCCGGCUCCACACUCCCAUGUACUUCUUCUUAGCCAACCUGUCACUGCUGGACACUGCCUAUAUCUCCAACACAGUGCCUCAGGUGCUGGUGCAUCUGCUGGCAUCGGUGCGGGCCAUGCCCUAUCGUGCCUGCCUUACCCAGAUAUUCUUUCUCCACUUCCUGGCACCCUGGGAGUGUUUCCUGCUCACAGCUAUGUCCUAUGACCGCUAUGCAGCCAUCUGCCAGCCACUGCACUAUCUGGUCCUCAUGGGCCGAAGAACCCGGAUAGGACUGGCUUCCAUCUCCUGCCUUCUUGCCUUGACCAAUGCACUCACCCACACCAUCCUUGCAGCUCUACUCCAGUUCUGCGGGCCUCGCCUCAUCACCCACUUCUUCUGUGACCUGCCUCCACUGCUCAAACUCGCUUGUUCCAGCACGCAGGCGAACGAACUUGCCCUGUUCUUCUUUAGUUUCCUGGUGGCUCUUGCACCCUGCGCCCUGGUCGUGAUCUCCUAUAUACACGUUGUAGCUGCUGUUCUCAGGAUGAACUCUGCCGAGGGCCGAAGGAAAGCCUUUUCCACCUGCGGCGCUCACAUCACUGUGGUAUGUAUUUUCUACAUCACUUCGGUCCUCUGCUACAUCCUUCCCAGCUCGGCGUACUCUGGCCUACGAGACCGGGUGCUCUCUGUGCUGUACGUGGUCCUCACUCCCAUGCUCAACCCCAUCAUCUACGGCAUGCGAAACAAGGAGGUGAAGAGGGCUUUGUUUAAGGUCCUCGGGAGGGACAGUGCCUCCUAG
Messenger RNA from Myotis myotis, 936 nucleotides. RefSeq names its product olfactory receptor 3A1-like. The record is from RefSeq and is a predicted model, not a curated record. The coding region runs from base 1 to 936 and encodes 311 amino acids. The transcript has a single exon. Gene Ontology annotation, cellular component: membrane. Gene Ontology annotation, biological process: G protein-coupled receptor signaling pathway. NCBI's taxonomy places the organism in Eukaryota, Metazoa, Chordata, Mammalia, Chiroptera, Vespertilionidae. Gene Ontology annotation, molecular function: G protein-coupled receptor activity; olfactory receptor activity.